Hemicordylus capensis (graceful crag lizard) is the source of this 663-nucleotide messenger RNA. It is a transcript of the gene SDHC, whose product is annotated as succinate dehydrogenase complex subunit C. Gene Ontology annotation, biological process: tricarboxylic acid cycle; mitochondrial electron transport, succinate to ubiquinone. NCBI's taxonomy places the organism in Eukaryota, Metazoa, Chordata, Lepidosauria, Squamata, Cordylidae. Gene Ontology annotation, cellular component: membrane. The transcript is spliced from 6 exons. Gene Ontology annotation, molecular function: electron transfer activity; succinate dehydrogenase activity. The record is from RefSeq and is a predicted model, not a curated record. The coding region runs from base 59 to 568 and encodes 169 amino acids.
UGGGGCAGUGACGUCAAGGGGAACAUUUCCGGUCGGGGAAGCCUUCGCUCCUGGCAAGAUGGCGGCCCUUCUCUGGAGGCUCGCGGGCCGGCGCGGUCUCUGUGUUCGUCUCGGCCCGGGACUCUCCAUGCGACGGGCGGUCCCCAUGGCCACGACAGCCAAGGAGGAGAUGGCCCAGUUCUGGGACAAAAACGCCCGGUCAAGCCGGCCCCUCUCCCCUCAUAUCAGCAUCUACAGCUGGUCUCUGCCUAUGAUGAUGUCCAUCUCCCACCGUGGCACCGGCGUGGCCAUGAGCUUAGGGGUGUCGCUCUUCGGCUUGAGCGCGCUGGUUCUCCCGGGACACUUUGCCGACUACCUGGAGCUGGUCAAGUCUCUCAGCCUGGCUCCGGCGCUCAUCUACUCGGCGAAGUUCGCCUUGGCGUUCCCCUUGACCUACCACACCUGGAACGGGGUCAGGCACCUGGCAUGGGACGUGGGCAAAGGCUUCAAGAUCCCCCAGGUCUACCAGUCCGGAGUUCUGGUCCUCAUCCUGACCGUCCUGUCCUCUUUGGGAAUCGCGGCCAUGUGAACCCCCGAAUAGUUUGGCGAACCGAGGCCUGGUGGAGAACUCUGCCAUCCGGCUAGAGAGACAGUGGGGGGUGGGUGGGUGGGUCGGGUCGGGCA